AUGGACUACGAACGAUGUCGCGAUCGCCGGCAUCCGGAUACAUGCCGCUGGCUACUGAAGAAGAAAGUUUACAAGGACUGGGCUUCCCCAGAAAAGCCAAACAGCAUCCUUUGGCUUACCGCAGCGGGCGGCAGGGGCAAGUCUGUCCUUACUUCAUUCGUCAUUGACCACCUAUCGGAGCGACAGAAAAGACCAGCUACACCUUACGUCAUGAUCACAUACGCAAAAGAGCGCAAUAGACAUCAGCUUUUUUCUCUAUUGGCCCUGCAACUCCUCGAGCAUGUCGUGGAGCAUGAAGGCGGGGUGGAAGCCGAGGCUCUCUCACUGCUGAGUUUGAGCGCCGUCACUGGCGACGGCAUGCAAAGGCUCAUUCGUCUCAUGGUUUCUCAGUGUUCCGAAGUUUAUUUCUUCGUCGACGGUCUUAAUGAAAUUCAACCAGACGAUACUGCAGAAUCUGACCGCGGUAAAUACGAGAAGCAACGUCUCAGGGAUGAUCUUCGAGAUACGCUUACCUGCAUAGCGAAUCUUGUACGAGACAAUUCGGAUACUUGCGUGCGUCUCUGGUGCAGCAGUCAACACUCAAGCGAAUUGAAUGGAUGGAUGCAGGGAAUGGAGGCGCAAGAACUGAUUGUUGACGAGCAGCUCGUGAGAUUGGAUAUCCUGGAAUAUCUCACAUGCAUCGGCGAUGUACUGAGCAAGUUCUCCAGUGAGGACAUCCCAACCAAGGCAAAGGUUUUGAUUAUGAUGAUUAUCGAAUCAGAGACCAAUUUUCGUUGGGCGAAUCUUAUGCUCGAGAAUCUCAAAAGGUGCCGGACGGCCGAAGACCUAGACAUUGCGGUUGACAUGGGCCUACCCAAGUCGCUGCGCCACCUUUACUUAGCCCGACUAAGCGACAUGCACGCCAUGGAUGUGAAUGAUUCUGAAGAGUUUCGUGCGCUUCCGCUAUCGAAGAAUCUUUUGUCACUUAUAACCCUUGCACGCCGCCCGCUCCGUUUGUCGGAGGUUCGAGAAGCAUUGUCCAUCAUUGCAUUCAAGCCUAGCUCAAUUGGUUGCCGUGACCUCAAUCAGGGCAGCUUGAUCCAGGCAGAAGGCUUGCUCGACCGGUGCUCUCCCCUCAUCGAUUUCAUACCCACUUCGCAGAACCCGGAGGAUGGUUACUUCCGCUUGUCGCAUGGGUCAGUUUUCGAAUUCCUCAAACCAAGAGAGAAAAACCACCAGGAAGAAUUACCCAUUGUGGUCGACCACAAUGUUAUAGCCAACGCUUGCCUAAGGUAUAUGUUUCAACAUCGCUAUGCGAAGCCUCUCAAGAAGAUUUCCAACACCCAGUUCUGUACGAACGCUGAAGGGCCCUCGGAAGACGUCCUGAAACACAGCUUUUUGAAAUACGCUGCCAAGUAUUGGUACAGGCACCUGGAAGUAAUUGGUCGUGAGCGUUGUACUGAGGUGAAGGCUUUCGUCCUCUCGCCGCAGUUUCUCACUACAAUCCAAGUCCAGAGUCUUUUCGUCGUGGGCCACUUCAUCAACACCCUCAAUGAGAAGAAUGCUCUCCAACACCGACUUCUCAAGCAGAAUCUUCCUGAAUGGUUUAGGAAAUGUUCUGAGGUCGUCCCAAUUGUCAGAAAUUACGAACACUUCCUCAAAGAGUGGAGCGACUUCCUGCGAUUGGGCAUUACAACUUUCAUGAAUGGAGAGAUUGACAGAGUGUUCUGGGGAGCUCUUGGUCCAAAUAAUUUCCUUUCUAAGCACGGUGUGGGGAUUCAACGCAACAAGAGCUACUUGCUUGAGACAAGUCACGCCAGCCACCAGAACUCCCAUGAAAGCGCCAUUGAGGAUAUGCAAUCCCAGUAUCUCUUCAGUAUCGUGAGUGCUGAUGGCAAGCGCUUGUCCCUCUGGAAAAUUCCUUUGAAGAGCUGUUGUGACCAAUCUGAGAAGCUGCGCAAGACGACGUUGGUGAGAGAGCUAUGGUAUAUAGACGGAGAUCGGCCCCCUUUCCAGUACGCUGUCGCAGAGACGCUGAGCUUUGAUCCGCAGCUCGUAGGGUGGAAUAGUGAUGGAAAAUUUUGGACAAGCAAUUUUGUUGAUCAGAUGGAAUCAUCACGGCACGUCUGGGAGGACAUCGUUACUGAUGGCGAGUACAUUGUUCGUUCCUGUCGGAAAUCCACUCGGCCAAGGGAGCGGGAGAGCCGAGCGAAAGGGAAAACACGAGCGGUAUCAGACGGGAACUCAUCUUCGGAAUCCGAGGUAUCGGAAGACUCGUGGAAUUCAGACGCCGAGUCUGGGCUCAGCAUAUUCAACGACGACUUACCUUCGGCUGAAGAGUAUCACGAUGGCAGUGACUCGAGCAGUGGUGAUUCGGAAUCAGAUGAUUCCGGCGAGCAAUCAGACUCAAGUUUGCAAAGAUUCAACGACGGAAAUCUCGCCAAGGGUGAAUAUGCUUCUAGCACGGCAUCACCGUCAUCUUCAUCUUCUUCAGCGUCAAAAAGGGAAAGUAUUCAUUCGGAUAUUGUCUCUGGUUCUGAACAUGGGUCGGAACAUGGGUCGGAAUCUCUAUUCUCACGUUCAUUCGCGACAUCACCGAUUGGAAGUCCAGGCGAUGGAGAUGAAUAUGCUGGCCAGCCCCGCAUUAAUACUGUCGGGUCUGGAGGGAUUCACAUAAUCUGCGAUUUGUGUGAUAAAAGUAUCACAGUUGGGCAGGAGAUCUUCAGUAGAGACUUCUUUCAAUGCAUCGAUGGGUGCAAUGAGACGAACGAGAAGACAAGUACAUACGACAUUUGCCAACGUUGCUACGUCCGCGGCGGCUGGUGUCUACAACGGACCCAUGUGCUUCGCAAGAUGCGGAACAAGAACACUCGUCACGGCAGAAUUCGGAACGUGCCGCUCGAGAUUAUCUCCUACGAAUGCGCUAGGCCAGUUGUCACCAUUAGCGUUCACCGAGUCGAUUUGGACACCUCUGGUCUCGUAUUCCGGUACACCAAUCCUUCCUCGGCUAUGCUGUACAGCUCACCACCUGUUCUUCAUCCCGCCGCACCUCUGAUGGUUUAUGCCCUGGACGGACAAAAGUUCAUCUUUGCCAAUUUGGAAGAAAACACAUAUUUCAUACAUGAAAAUCACCGCCUGUAA
Colletotrichum orchidophilum is the source of this 3120-nucleotide messenger RNA. RefSeq lists its product as uncharacterized. NCBI's taxonomy places the organism in Eukaryota, Fungi, Ascomycota, Sordariomycetes, Glomerellales, Glomerellaceae. The transcript has 5 exons. The coding region runs from base 1 to 3120 and encodes 1039 amino acids. The record is from RefSeq and is a predicted model, not a curated record.